ACCUGCUUGCAAAGGGCAGGCAUGCUCAUUCCGGGACAAGAGGAAGUCAGUCCUGCUCCCCGAGCCUGUGCCUCUCUGUCCCCUGCCCAGAGGAAGGGGGAAGCCAGGGGCCCCAUUUGGGGGCCCAGCCCCCAAUCCCACCCAGCAGAGGAAGCCAAGGUCGGGGCAGCUGUGAUUGCUCCCUGGUCCUGGAGAGGAAACUGGCCAUCUGCUUUAUCUGAAGAUUUUCAGCUGAUGAAGAACUAGGAGGCUCAAACACUAUCUUACCUGAGUCCAGGACGAGUGACUUGGAGAGUGUGCUCUUCUGUGGCAGGAUCAGGUCUGUCUAGGGCAGGAUGGCCCAGGAUCUCAGCGAGAAGGACCUGUUAAAGAUGGAGGUGGAGCAGCUAAAGAAGGAAGUGAAAAACACAAGAAUUCCGAUUUCUAAAGCGGGAAAGGAAAUCAAGGAGUAUGUGGAGGCCCAAGCAGGAAACGACCCUUUUCUCAAAGGCAUCCCUGAGGACAAGAAUCCCUUCAAGGAGAAAGGCGGCUGUCUGAUAAGCUGAUGGCACGGAGCCCCACCCUGAGUGUCUGUCCCUCUUCAGCCAAGCCCAAGUCUCCUAGACCCCCAGGGAGCCAGUGAACUGUCACCUUCUCUUCAUCACAGAAUGAGUAAAGAUCCCUGAACAAAUGCAUUGUGAACCCAUUCCCUACUCCCACCUUCAACUCUUUUCUCCCAUUAUUUCCUCCACCUCCUGGGUCUCUGCUGACCUUGCUGGGAACACUCUGAGGACAGUGUGGCUGGCUGAGCUGUUGGCCUCAUGGGUGGUGGGGUGUGAGGAGCCUGCGAUACCCUGAGACCCCAGAGGGCAGUCCUUAGGAAGCACUUACACCACCUUGGAACCCCUCCGUCUUUUCCUGCCACUCUCAUCCUAGGAAUAAAGCAUUUCCACGCCAGAGUAGUUUGGGCUGGGGGCCAGGGUUGGGGGGUCCUGUCCCUCCAUAUCAUGUCCUACCCUGUGGUCCUGUUCCUAGUCAUUUAGAUCACCCCAGAUGGCCUGAUGACAACAAGAGUUUGUGAAGUUAUGAUUUCAUGAUUUCUUUAAUAUUGUUGAGUAGUCUGUUAGUGCUGGGCACUGUGGAUGGAAGAGUGUGCAAGACGAACAUGGCUCCUAUUUUCAUGGAAUUUAGCGGAGAAGACAUGAAACAAUUUACAAUUAAGUCCAUAAAUGCUACAAUGGGGAGAGUCAAGGGCAGUGUAGGAACACACAGCCGAGAGACAUUCAGGGCAAUGAACAAUGUCAAUGUAAAUGCCGUCGAGGGGUGCAGAAUGGGGGCUGGAAAAGCAUGAGGCUAGAGAGGGAGAUUGGGGUCAAGUCUUGAAGGACCUUUCGGUGAACUCAGGAACUUUCUUCUUCAUCCUAAGGGCAAUAGGAAGCCUAGGACGGUAUUUAAGCAGAUUCUGGUUAGCAGAAGGGAGGCUAGAUCCCGCUAAGGACUGGGAAUGUAGUGAUGGAUCAGACCAAUUCCUGGGCCUUGCCAGCAAGGAAAGGACUGAAAGAGCCGCAGACAAACCAGCACUCAUGAUAUAAUGCGCUCAGUGCAACAUCAGAGAGGUCUGCGAGGGCUAUGAUGGAAUCCCAUAGGAGGGCUACCUAAUCUUGCUGAAGGGAUGCGUUGAGUCCUGGGAAGGAAGACAGGAAAGGCCUUUAGAAGGAGGUGAUAUCUGGAGCUGAGUUCUAAAGGGUUAAGUUGUCAAUGGGUGGAUGGAUGGCACUUCUGGUGGGCCAGUAUAAACAGAGGCAUGAUAUGAGAAAGGACCAUGGUUUGAAUGGGAGCACCAAUCAGGUUGGAGUGGGAAUGUCAAGAGGUCUAGAUCCUUAGGAUCUGCUGCUAGAGUGGGCUUGGAGGUGAUUAGAGGGGUCUUGCUUGCUGAACUAAACAAACUUAUUUGCUGGGAAUGACUUGGUAAUGUUAGAAGGAAAUUUGCUUUUUUGGGGGAGAGGGUGACAAAAUGUUGCUCUGUCACCCAGGUUGGAUGCAGGGGCACAAUCAUGGCUCACUGCACCCUCUGCCUCCUGGGCUCAAGCAAUCCUCCCACCUCAGCCUUCCAAGUAGCUGGAACUACAGGUGUGUGCCACCACACUUGGCUAAUUUUUAAAUUUUUUUGUAGAGGCAGGGUCUCACUAUAUUGCCAGGAUGAUCUCGAACUCCUGGCCUCAAGCGAUCCUCCUGCCUCAGUCUCCCAAUGUGCUGGGAUUAUAGGCGUGAACUACCAAGCCUGGCUGGAAAUUUGCUUUUUACAAGAUUGAACAGGGAAAGAGUGAAGGCAGAACGGCAAUUAAGGAGGUGAUUUUUCCAUCAGGGGUGAGGUGAGGAAGGCCUGAAUUAGGGCAGUGGCCGUAAGUCUCGGGGGCAGUAGGUAAGUUGAUGAGUUCUUUGAGAAAUAAAGUUUUCAGAUCUUGACAUUUCUUUGAGUUAUGAGUGAGGGAGAAUGAGUUGUCAAGGAUGGUAUCCAAGUUUCUGGCUUGUAGGGUUUACUAGAUAGAAAUGAAAGCAAGUCUCUGAAAACAAACCUAAUCUAAUAGUCAUCCUACAUACUACAGCUGCAGCCUCCCUUCCCCAGCUGAUCACAGCCCAAAUGCCAAGGGUGAGGUCACAGGGCCUCUGUGGUCAAAACCCAAGAUCUCCAAUUCCCAAUUCCAUCCUGACUCCAUCUCACCAUUCUGCAAGCUGGUGUCAAUUCAACCACUCUCCAUAUACUCUGCUCAAGAGAAGGAAAAGAUGAGGAAUGAGAAAGAAAAAACAUUAAAGACAGUAAUUCUUCCUUCAAAAAAUGAGGAAAGGUAAAUAUUCCAUAGGGCUCCAGCAGUAAGGAAGGAAAAAAAGAUGGGAGCGCCAGUCAUGCGGCCAUCAGCCAUGUGGCUACAGCUUCCUUCUUCCACCUGCCCAGUCCUUAUUCUCCUGUCUUCAUGCAGGCUGUCACUGGUUGGGGUUCUGGAUCCAGAGCGGCAACUCUAACCUCUGUUCCUGAGGCUCUUCAACCCUUGGUGGGACUCUGAUUAGAGUAGCAGUUUCUUCAGCCCACCGUUUCCCAGGGCACUGUGCCCCAGGUGUUCUCUGGUUCCUCCUGUACCUUUCCUGGCCACCCCAGGGUGUGGUAACAAUCACAGGACUCCUUGAGUCUCAGGGUCGGUCAUCAGCCUGAUACUCUGACCCCUUUUUCUGCCUCUUCCUAAUGCCAUAGGGAGCCUCAAAUGGCAGGUCAGAAAUCUCAGCUUCUAAAGGGAUUAUGACAUUGUGCCUUGUGGCUUCCUUCCCUCCCUUCUUUCUUUCUUUCCUUCCUUCCUUCGUUUCUUCUUUUUUUCUGAGACAGAGUUUUGCUCUUGUUGCCCAGGCUGGUGUACAAUGGCCUGAUCUUGGCUCACUGCAACCUCCACCUCCCGGGUUCAAGUGAUUCUCCUGCCUCAGUCUUCCCAAGUAGCUGGGAUAACAGGCAUGCACCACCACGCCCGACUAAUUUUGUAUUUUUAGUAGAGAUGGAGUUUCUCCAUGUUGGUCAGGCUAGUCUUGAACUCCCGACUUCAGGUGAUCCAACUGCCUUGGCCUCCCAAAGUGCUGGGAUUACAGGUGUGAGCCACUGCGCCCAGUGGGCAGCAUUCCUUUCUUGCAUGCCUAGACCUUCACACUGUUGAUUAGGAGGACAAGAAUGAUCAUUCUGAGAGUGAGUCAUUGAUGCCAUCUGAGCCAUCCUUUCCCUCCUCUAGCCUACAGAUCCUUGAGUUUUUUAGCCAUGAAGGGAAAACACUGUAAAUGGUUUCUGGUUCCAUUUAUAGCACAGCCAGGAACCUUUCUGACAUCACUUAGUCUUUGCAAAGUGGUGUCCACCUACAUGGCACCACCCUGGGUCUUUACUAGAACAGGCUAUCACUCUGUAAAGCCACUUGCUUCUAGAUAACAGAUACAUGGUGAGAUCAGCAAAUCCUGUUGACAGUAGCCCCAACCUUAUUUCUUUUUGUUUCUUUGGUAGUUUUAUUUUGAAGAAUUUUAGAUUUACAGAGGCGUUGCAAAGUUAGUACAGAGAGUUGCCAUAUACCCUUAACCCAGCUUCUCCUAAUGUUAACAUCUUCAUAACCAUGGUACUUUUAAAAUUAAAAAAUUAACAUUUGUUUAACACUGUUAA
Symphalangus syndactylus (siamang) is the source of this 4162-nucleotide messenger RNA. It is a transcript of the gene GNGT2, whose product is annotated as G protein subunit gamma transducin 2. Lineage: Eukaryota; Metazoa; Chordata; Mammalia; Primates; Hylobatidae. Gene Ontology annotation, cellular component: heterotrimeric G-protein complex. The record is from RefSeq and is a predicted model, not a curated record. Gene Ontology annotation, biological process: G protein-coupled receptor signaling pathway. Gene Ontology annotation, molecular function: G-protein beta-subunit binding.